AUCACUAAUUUAAGAAAAAUAAAAUUAUUUGAUUUUUAAACAAUCGUGAAAAAUACAAAGGUUCAAAUACAAGGAAAACUUUUUUGGUAUAGAAGGCUAGGCUUAGACGCACCGCACCUACAGAGCAUACUAAUAAUUCCCUGAUUUGGAGCAUUUUGGGAAAUAAUCAUAAGUAUUCCAAAAACAAACGAGCCAAUCAUGAUUAAACUACUAAGUCAUUAUUAGUCUUAUAGCAUCCCACCAAUAAAUCAUAAGAUGAAAAAAUAAGUAGGUACUCUAAGAUCAUUUUCAUUCAUUUUUAGUGAAAGCCGAACAAAUGUUCAACCCAUUAUUUAGAGGGAGAGAGUUGUGGUGAUGUGAAUUAUGAGGAGGGGAGGGUGGGUCUUUAUAGGGAAGAAGGAGUAGUUGUGGCAGGAGGCGGCGAACAGAUCGUGUUCAUCAAAAGUGAUCAAGAGUUGACCACGUGACAGCUCAGUGAUCCAUGCCUUCCCCAUAGCUUUCCCUGAGUUCCACGUCAGUGAUCCAGGUUGCCAUCUCUAACCAAUCGCAUCGCACGGAAUCGGUAAAUGAGGAUUGCGUCCCCCAAACGCAAUCUUAAGGUCAAUUGCGAGUAAUGCCAGUGAUCCGGGCAGAUCACAGUUCCCUAAAGAGACUAAAUGUAAAUAUUGGGCCAAGACAAGAAGCAGCUCAGGCCGCCCACGAGUCCAACUGCCAAUGCAACCAUGCACUUGACGUGGUCUCCAAGUCCCAAACGGAACCACCUCGUAUUUCACAUGUAACCCAAGAUGAUUGUAAACUAGGGUAUUUAAGGAGUUUUAAGAAAUGAUGCCACUAUCAUCAAUAAUAAACAGUAGCAGCUUUCCCGUGGACGUAAGCCUCACCAAGGGUGAGGAAGAACCACGUUAAAUGGUUCUCCUUAAAUUUUCAUACUAUUUAUCAUUGUAUCAGUGCAGAGGUCUUAGGUUGACCUUUAUCAGCCUUCAAUCAUGGUUAACAGCGACACCGCCGAUGUCAAGAGUCAGCCUCACGAUGGCACCAGCACUUCGCCCCCGAACUCCCUCCUUGCUUGGAGAGGUAUUAACAUCUUCCAAUUACGGUCAAUGGGUUCUGGAUAUGAAGGACACUCUUGUGGCAAAAAAAUAAAAAUCAAAUUCUUUAAUGUCAAUUUAAUCAAACCAACUAAUCCUGUGGAGAAGGAUGCUUGGAUUCGCUGUGAUGCGAUGGUAAAAGGAUGGCUGAAGACUUGGAUGGAUAAAGAAAUUCGAAGUAGCAUCAGGUUCGCCCAAAACGCAGGGAUAUUUGGUCUGAUCUACGUGAGCGUUCUGGCCAAGGAAGCUAUCCCGUGCUUACGAACUACACCGUCUGAUCACUCUUCUUCAGCAAGAGAAGCGCUCUGUGUCAUCCUUCUACACUCUCUUGCGAUCCUUAUGGGAGGAAGCUUCAUCUAUUGCGCCCUUCCCUCACUGCAUUUGCGGCAAGUGCAUGUGUAACGUGACCAAACGCGUACGAGAGCCGCAUGAAGGAUCGAGACUAGUGGAUUUCCUGAUGGGUCUUGACGAGGUUACUUUUGGUGGCGUACAAAUACAUGUAUUGGCCAUGAAGCCGGCUCCUAGCUUAUCUGAAGCAUUUAACAUAAUUCUCAAUGCAGAGCAUCAGAAGUUGAUUUCACAGAACCGUAAGAUCCAACCCGAAGCCGCAACUAUUGUGGCGCAAGGUGAAGCAGAACGAACAGAUCGUGCCGAUAGGUCUUGAGGUACGGGGGAGCAAAGAGAGAAAGCUCGUUGCACUCACUGCCUAAAACAAGGACACGUUAGAGAAACAUGUUAUGAACUGAUCGGGUACCCACCCAGAGACAAGCCAAACGAUCGGCAGAAUCGUCGGCCUCGAAACCCGAUCGAUGAAACAAGUGAGGAACAUCGUUGGGAACCUCGGGCAUCCCAAUUCGAUUCUGAUCACAGCCGUGUGGCUUGUUUUUCAGUAGCCCAUCUGAAUCAACUUAAGCAGUUCUUCGGCCUUGGAGAUAAAAUGGGAGAGGAGCAUGAUCCAGUAGCUCACAUGGCAGGUAUUAUCUCUAACGAUACUAAGUGGUUGUUUGAUUCGGGUAAUGAGUACAUUACUAUGGAUGAGUCAUUAUUAGAUGAAAAUGAAGCUCAUGUUAAUGUUCAACCAGUUCGAAUUUUGAACGCUGAAAGUAUUCUGGUAAAGAAUGUUGGUUCUGUGACUCUUUGAACUGGAUUUUGUUUAAGCCGAGUUCUACAUAUGCCCGAAUUUCAGUGUAACUUGAUUUCUUUGAGUAGACUGACUAAGGAUAAUCAAAUGGCUUUGAUUUUCCUUGAUGUUUUUGCGUAAUUCAGGACUUACACUACAAGAAAUUGAUUGGGAAGGGUGAGCUACAUGACGGUCUUUAUUACCUACAUUUGUUUGGAGCUAGAACAAACGCAGGCAUGUACAGUUCAGAGAAGAAACUUGGCGAUGGAGGUGGACUAGCAUUCACGGCUAGGAGAUCCAUCACCGGAGAAGCAGGCUUAUGUUAGUCGUUUGUUAUCUUUUUCUAUGUCAAAUAAAAGCCCCUGUCAUUCUUGUUCGUGGGCAAAACAGUCACGUCUCCCUUUUCAGUCUAGCACUAUUAAGACGGCAACAAGGUUUUACCUGAUUCAUGUGGAUCUCUGGGGUGAUUACACAAUUGUAUCUUUAAGUGGUGCUCAUUAUUGUCUAACAAUUAUGGACGACUUUACUCAUUGUGUUUGGGUUUAUCUAUUAAGUUAUAAAUCAGAAGUAGAGGGUCACUUGUUGCAGUUUUGUCAAAUAGUGCGUACGCAUUUUAGAGCAUCUGUCCCCACCUUCACCCAAAAAUGUUGCAAAGAAUAUUCCUGAGGCUAACAUGAAUCAUCCGAAGCAAGAAGGUGACAAGCCAGCUGUAACACCUUAGGCAAAUCCCACAUCGACAAAGCACGGGAGAGAUCCAUGGUUCAUAAGUAGGAAACCGGCCUUAACUGACAAGACGCGUUUUGGGGUGUAAUGGAGGAGUUCUUGUGAGAACUCCGAAGUUAAACGUGCUCUGUGUGGAGUACAACAAGGAUAGGUGACCUUAUGGGAAGUCACCUUGAAUUGCACCCCAAGUCAAAAACCGUGAGGGUCGAGGCCCAAAGCGGACAAUAUCUUGCUCAGAAAAAGGUUCGGAAUGUUACAAGUGGUAUCAGAGCCUCUCCGCGUCCCUCUUGAACGAUGGUGGGGCAAACAUCAACGAGGACGUUGAGUCCCAAGGGGGGUUGGGUUGUAUGUAACACCUUAGGAAAAUCCCACAUCGACAAAGCACGGGAUAGAUCCAUGGUUCAUAAGUAGGAAACCGGCCUUAACUGACAAGACACGUUUUGGGGUGUAAUAAAGUUCUUGUGAGAAC
This is a messenger RNA of Linum trigynum, 3400 nucleotides long. Lineage: Eukaryota; Viridiplantae; Streptophyta; Magnoliopsida; Malpighiales; Linaceae. The record is from the annotation of a GenBank genome assembly.